UUUACCUUCUACUCAGUUCACUUCCAUACAUCCUCCAGUAUAUCAGCAGUCUCAGCAGGAGGAUGGCAGAAGGUCAGGUAACGUACGCUGUAGUGAAGUUUAAAAGACAUGAAGCCAGAGGUGAUGCGACAUCAAAUGAUGAGACCUAUUCUACAGUCAGUAGCUCACAAAUGGAGAAACCAGUCUUUACCAGGAAUCCAGUGGAAGUUCAACAAACUGGACAGAGCAGGAGGUCAAAGGUCAUCUCCAAGCGAAUUGUUCUGCUGGUCCUCCUUGCUGUCUUGGCCGCUACAGUUAUUUUCCUUGCAGUCAAAAUUAAGCCCUGGAAAAUAGAUACUGCAACUUCUGAAUCAAAGAAUGAAACAUGUUUGAAGUGUGAAGCAGGCUGGGAGCUUUACAGAGGAAACUGUUAUGAUUUCUCUAACACAACUUCCACCUGGAAUGAGAGCAGAGAUUCCUGCAUAGAUUUAGAAGGAGACCUGGUGAAAAUAGACAGCAGAGAGGAGCAGGUAUGA
This is a messenger RNA of Cyprinodon variegatus (sheepshead minnow), 515 nucleotides long. RefSeq names its product NKG2-D type II integral membrane protein-like. The transcript is spliced from 6 exons. The record is from RefSeq and is a predicted model, not a curated record. Bases 63 to 515 code for a protein of 150 amino acids. NCBI's taxonomy places the organism in Eukaryota, Metazoa, Chordata, Actinopteri, Cyprinodontiformes, Cyprinodontidae.